Molecule: messenger RNA, 747 nt
Organism: Staurois parvus
Lineage: Eukaryota; Metazoa; Chordata; Amphibia; Anura; Ranidae
Source: the annotation of a GenBank genome assembly
AUGGAUUUCAAUGGCCUGGCAGACCCCUAUGUGAAGAUUCACCUUCUUCCUGGAGCAUGCAAGGCAAACAAGUUGAAGACACGUACCGUACGAAACAAUCUGAACCCCACCUGGAAUGAAAGCCUGACGUACUGCGGGAUCACCCCAGAAGACAUGGCAAAGAAGAUUCUACGGAUCUCUGUGUGCGAUGAAGACAAACUAAGUCAUAACGAGUUUAUUGGAGAGACGAGAGUCCCGCUGCGCAGGCUAAAACCUGGGGAGAGGAAACACUUCAACCUCUGUCUGGAGCGUCAGAUUCCUCUGGAGCGCUGUCAGGAGUGGGAGCUGGAGGAGAGGGGGAGGAUCCUCCUGUCACUGAUGUACAGCACUGAGCGAGGCGGACUGGUGGUGGGGAUCGUACGCUGCGCUCACCUCGCCGCUAUGGAUGUCAACGGCUUCUCAGACCCCUACGUGAAAACAUACUUGAAGCCGGACGUGGAAAAGAAGUCCAAGCACAAAACUGCCGUGAAGAAGAAAACUCUGAACCCAGAAUUUAAUGAGGAAUUCUUCUAUAAAAUCGGCCUGCUGGAGCUCCAGAAGAGAAGCCUGGAAGUGACGGUGUGGGAUUAUGACUUGGGAAAAUCCAACGACUUCAUAGGGGGUGUGACCCUUGGCGUAAACUCCAAAGGGGAGUGUCUAAAGCAGUGGAUGGAGUGUCUCUCUUUCCACCAAUCAGAGGGCAGAGCACUGGCACACGCUCACCAAUGA